AUGGGUAAAGAAGCAGCAGACAAGAAGGCUAGUAGCACUAGAGUUCACAAGAAGACUCAACCAGUUAGACUGUACACCAAGGCAGUAUUCACUGGAUUCAAGAGAGGCAAGUCAACCCAGCAUGAGCAGUUCGCCCUCUUGAAGAUCAAGGGUGUGAAUCAAAAGCAAGAUACCUCAUCCUACUUCGGAAAGAGAGUUGUUUACAUCUUCAAGGCAAAGAACACCACCAACAAUACCAGAUUCAGAACCAUUUGGGGUAAAAUCGUAAAGGCUCACGGAAACAACGGAUCAGUAAGAGCAAAGUUCGCAAGAAAUCUACCACCCAGAGCCAUGGGAUCUACACUCAGAGUCAUGCUCUUCCCCAACAGAAGCAUUUGA
Molecule: messenger RNA, 378 nt
Organism: Stylonychia lemnae
Lineage: Eukaryota; Ciliophora; Spirotrichea; Sporadotrichida; Oxytrichidae
Source: the annotation of a GenBank genome assembly